AUGCGCUAUGGCACCUAUCGAGCAGUUUUCAAAGUCGAGGGCUCCAACGGUGGCGCCUGUGCGGGAUUCUUUUGGUAUCGUGAUGACCGAUCAGAGAUUGAUAUUGAACUUAUCACAAAGGGCACUUCGCUCGUGAACAACACCGUCAGCUUUACUUCGCACCCCUCUCGAGCACCGGACGGCUCUCCCAUCCCAGGCGCGACCCUGGCCAAGUCCUUGAGCGAUCCCCAGUUCCAACCCGGAGUAUUUCGCGAGUAUCGGUUCGAUAGUCACCCGGACCUUGGGGUCGCGUACUAUGUCGAUGGCAAGCUCAUCCACGAGAAUACUGACCACGUUCCGAAGGAGGGCGGCAAUUUACAACUCAAGCUGUGGGCAGACGGGAACAAGUGGUGGAGCGGAACACCCAGCACCACCGACGUCUUUAUGACGGUUGCGAGCGUUGUUGCAUACUACAACACCUCCAUCGUGGAUCCUCGUUGGUUGGCCAACUGCACGGCUGCUGGUGGCCCAAGCAAAAGCACUCUGUGCACCAUCUAA
Messenger RNA from Cladophialophora immunda, 537 nucleotides. RefSeq lists its product as uncharacterized. Bases 1 to 537 code for a protein of 178 amino acids. The transcript has 2 exons. Lineage: Eukaryota; Fungi; Ascomycota; Eurotiomycetes; Chaetothyriales; Herpotrichiellaceae. Gene Ontology annotation, biological process: carbohydrate metabolic process. Gene Ontology annotation, molecular function: hydrolase activity, hydrolyzing O-glycosyl compounds. The record is from RefSeq and is a predicted model, not a curated record.